Molecule: messenger RNA, 3964 nt
Organism: Cryptomeria japonica (Japanese cedar)
Lineage: Eukaryota; Viridiplantae; Streptophyta; Pinopsida; Cupressales; Cupressaceae
Exons: 18
Coding region: 106-3612 (1168 amino acids)
Molecular function (GO): phosphatidylinositol binding
Source: RefSeq, a predicted model, not a curated record
AAAAAUUCAACUCGCUGCGUCACAUUUUUUCAUUUGCGUGAAAUCACAAGCGAAAGAAAUAGGAGAAAAGAAGUGAAAUAUUAAAAAUACCAAAUUUGUUAAUGAAUGCCUGUAGACGACAAGGCAUUAAAUUCAGUCCAACCCGCGGGAGGUUUAUUUGGUUUUGUGAUGAAUGUGAGCACGAGAAGAAUGAUGGCGCGUAAGGAGACUGUGCGAGAUCUCGUGGAGGAAGCCAAGAAGCGCAUUGUUUUGAUCUUCAUUUGCGUCAUCGGCCUUGCAUACCUCAUGUCCCUGACAAGCUCUUCAGUAUGGAUUAACAUGCCUGCUGCAGUUCUUGUAAUAAUUCUUGUUCGCUACAUUUCAUACGAUCUUGAUGCCCGAAGAAGGAAAGGAGGACAAGGUACAGCGGCUUCAUUGAAUCAUUCAUCACAAAAUCAAGUACCUCUCGGUAAUACUCCAUCUCCAUCUCAUCAAAAACACAUUGAUUGGAGACAGAAAGUUGACUCUCCAUUUGUUGAGGCAGCCAUUGAUCAAUUCACAAAGCAUCUUGUGUCUGAGUGGUUAACUAAUAUGUGGUAUAAGAAAGUAACACCUGAUCAAGAUGCUCCAGAGGAGCUUAUGAACAUCAUUAAUGGGGUUCUUGGAGAGAUAUGCAUGCGUGCCAAGGAUGUGAAUCUUAUUGAUCUUUUAACAAGGGAUAUUGUGAAUUUGCUAUGCGAGAAUCUAGAGCUUUAUCGAGUGAUACAGACCCAUAUUGGUGAAGGGGUGUUGAGCAGCUUGUCAAAGGAUGAAAGAGAUGCAAGAUUGAAGUUAACUCUAGCAACUGAUGACAAACUUCACCCAGCACUCUAUUCGGCUGAGGCAGAGCACAAGGUUCUACAAAGGUUCAUGGAUGGUGUUAUGAGUUUCACAUGUAGGGCUGAAGAUUUGCAAUGCAAAUUGUUUCGAUAUGUUGCUAGAGAGCUACUUGCCUGUGCUAUGAUCCGUCCACUCAUGAACUUAGCUAGUCCCAAGUUCAUAAAUGAGCGAAUAGAAUCUGUUGCUCUAGCCCGCAGUAAUAAAGAUGAAAAACAAAACAAAACUUCUGAUUCUGAGACAAAACAGAGCAAGUCUGCAAGAUCGAGGUCUUCAACUGAUCAUUUUUCUGGUUUUUUGGAUCGCUCUGCCGCAGGGGUUGAACUUGUUCAGUUUGGACCUAGUCCUAAACAAACUUCCUCAGCUGAAAUUGAUGGGAAGGAAAUGGGAUCUAUCUCUAGUCCUCAUCAGGAAUCAACACAUACUUAUCUUGGAUUAUCUGCAGGAGUCCAAUCAAAAAAUUCUAUAGCUCACCCUUUCCAACAAGAGGGUAAUAAAACCACUGAUUUUUCUGGAGAGAGGUUUAAGAUUCCUAUUAAAAGUGCUGAGGGGAUAGGAACUCACGGUGUUAAUGAUAGAACCAUUCCGGCACGUCAUUCCUUGGGUGGGGAAUGGGCUCAGAUGCUUGAUACUAUCUCAAGGAGAAAAACUCAGGCCCUUGCUCCUGAGCAUUUAGAGAAUUUGUGGACAAAAGGGCGUAAUUAUGUAAGGAAGGAUAUUGCAACAAAUUUGUCACAUACAGUCAAUCCUAGGGUCAUUGAUAAGACAGACCUUGGCAGGAAGCCAUUACAUGAACAGCCAGAUAAUUCAGGUAUAACUAACACCUCUCUGUCAGAAAGGAGUACAACUUUUUCUCCUCUGACAAAACAAUCUACUGAUAAUUUGGACAGAGCAAUGAAAAAUGCCAACAAAUUGAAUCAACCUCCCCAGAUUUUACACAAGCACAUAAAAUUUGAAGAACCCUUUCUUCAGCAUAUGGAGAUUGUAGAAGAUAGUGGCAGUUCUUAUGCAAGCGAGGAGGAUGAAAAUAACACUGUGACAGGACUUGGUACACCUGGUGUUAAGGUAUGGGAUAGCAAAAGUAAUAGAAGUGGAUCCACGUCACAUGUAAGGCAUCCUUUAGAAAAUGCUGAGGGUGACCAGGAAAAUCAUGGAAACAAAAAUCACCUCCGGUAUCGUAGGGUAUAUAAAAGUGCAUCUGGCCGGAAAAGGGCUAGAUCCCGUCAUCGAGCAGAUAGCUGGCAGGAAGUGGAACGGACAACUUUUUAUCUGGGGGAUGGUCCAGACAUCUUGACCGUUGCCCAGGAAGAAGCAGUAAAUUUGGAAGAUGAGGAUAAUGAGAAUGAUGAUCAGAGUAGAGUUACUAGUGGUACAAUGGCUUCUUCAUCAGAUGCUAUUUCUUUCAUUUCUGAAACAACAAAUUUAUCUGGAAGGAAUUCUCAGACCCCUCUCUGCGCUGCAAAUUUACCCUGUCAGCAGCUGCGUUGCAAAGUUUUUGGAGCCGACUUUGUUAAAAGUGGAUCUAAAACCAUUGCUGUAUAUUCCAUCUCUGUAACAGAUUAUGCAAAUCAUUCUUGGUCAAUCAAAAGAAGAUUUCGACAUUUUGAAGAGCUUCAUAGACGACUCAAAGAUUUUCCAGAAUAUAAUCUGAAUCUGCCUCCUAAACGAAUUUUUGCAUCAAGUCUGGAUGCUUCGUUUGUUCACGAGCGCUGCAAUUUGCUCGACAAAUAUUUGAAAGAUUUGCUCUUACUUCCUAACGUAGCAGAUUCUAUUGAAGUCUGGGAUUUUUUAAGUGUUGAUUCACAGACUUAUAUGUUCUCAAAUUCCCUCUCAAUAAUUGAGACCUUAUCAGUUGAUCUUGAUGUCAAACAGCACGGGAAGCAUUCAAAUACCCUUGAAAAUUACACAAAGAAUAAACAAGAACAUUUAGAUCAGAUCCCAGAUAAAAUACAAGUAAGAAAAAUUGAUUCUGCUUCUAAUCUAGCAACAAGCCAUGUUAAGGAAGAAAUCAGGUGGCAAGGCAGAGAAACUGAACAAGAUCAGCCCCUAAAGAAGAAGAAACAACUUGAAGAGGUGAGUGUAUUGAGGAAUGCUCCUGACAUAUUCGGUGCAGUUGAGGAUGAUUCUCCACUACCAUCUGAGUGGACAGCGCCAAAUCUGAGUGCACCAAUAUUGAACUUGGUGGAUGUCAUUUUCCAACUGCAAGAUGGUGGUUGGAUAAGGCGCCAGGCAUUUUGGGUGGCCAAACAGGUUCUGCAAUUAGGAAUGGGUGAUGCUUUUGAUGACUGGUUGAUUGACAAAAUUCAACUUUUGCGCAAAGGGGAGGUCAUUGCUUUAGCAAUUGGAAAGAUUGAACAGAUUCUUUGGCCCGAUGGUAUAUUCUUUACUAAGCAUCCUCGGCGACAUCGGCCACCUUCCCAAGAUGUGGGUUUAUCUGUGCCACAAAAUCAAGGAACGAUGACAUCAGCAAAGGGAACGGAGUUUAGGCAACCUAACGUAAAAGAUAAUCCAUCCUUACCAGAUCCACAAGUGGAAGAAACUCGACGGGCAAAAUUUGUUCGUGAGUUAAUGAUUGAUAAUGCCCCGGCUGCUCUUGUUGGUCUAGUAGGACGAAAAGAGUAUGAGCGAUGUGCUCGGGAUGUUUAUUUCUUUCUACAAUCAGCAGUUUGUAUGAAACAAUUAGCUUAUGGCCUUUUGGAGUUGCUGCUUCUCGCUGCAUUUCCUGAGCUUGAUGAUAUUCUCUCCAAAUCUGAUUGAAAGUAGCCUAUGUGUGGGACCUGAGGGAGGAUUGAGGUUUCUUUUGGAAAAAAUAUUACAAUUUCCUCGUGAAGAAAAAAUUCUUGGCAAGUGUGCCAUAAUUAUGACAUUUAUAUUGUAAAAAAUCAAAUUAUUUCUUGUAAAGGAAAAUUCUAGACGAGUGAGAUAAUUAUAGAAUUUAUGUGAUGAGAGGAUGAUGUUAUGAGUGUGAUGUUGUAGAGGAAAAAUGCUUAUGUUGGAAUAUUCUGUCAUGUUGAUAAUGAUGCAAGAAGAAUGGAAUUUUUGGGGAGAUUAUAAUCGCUUGAGGAGAUAUAAUUUUUGGGGAGAAUGGAAUUUGCAUGUGCUUUGAGAA